AGGCGGGAAGCGGCCAUCAUCUGUGGUCGUGAGCUUGAGCGCUGUGGCCUGCUGCGCGGGCGAGUGAGGAAGGCAAAGGCGUCGGGUGCUACAAGGGAGGGAAGGGGAAGGGGAAGGGGAAGGGGAGGGGAGAGAGGAACGAGGGGCAGGGGGGAGGAGAUUGUGAUGGCGCCGACAAGAAUGGCGGGCGUUUUGCUCGGUGCUUUCGUGACGGCGAUGGUCGCAGCGUGUGUCUGCUGUAAUGCGCAGGCCACCGCCGGGAUCGGGACUCCUGGCACGGUGACUGUGGGUCCCGGCGGGCAGUUUUCCACGGUGCAGGCGGCUCUCAAUCAGGCGGCUCCAGGAUCGAGGAUCGUCAUUCUCCCUGGAAUCUAUCGAGAAAAGGUCACUGUGAGGAAGGCGGGCAUCACGAUGGUGGGUGUUAAUUAUAGCUCCAUCAUAGUCUGGGACGACAGCGCCGGCAGUGCUGGCGGUACUCCGGAGUCUGCCACCGUCACUGUGGAAGAGAGUGCCGCGGGUUUCACCGCCGUUGGCAUGACCUUCAAGAAUGACUAUGGACCAAAUGAGCGAGGCACGAAUGACCAACAAGCCGUCGCAUUGUACGUGCUAGCGGAUGCCAGCAUCUACAACUGCACGAUUGACAGCUGGCAAGACACCCUCAUGGCUCACGCUGGAAGGCAGUACUACAAGUUCUGCUUCAUUGCCGGGACAGUGGAUUUCGCAUUCGGCGCGGGCACUGUCUUCUUCGAGGACUGCGUGCUGUACGCGAAGAACAGGACCGACUCCAAGUAUGCCACUUACACGGCUCAGCAGCGCACUGACCCCGAUGAUCGGAGCGGAUUCGUGUUCAUGAGAGGCCACCUGCAGUGCGGUUUGAAUGUGAAAGCGCUCCUAGGACGGGGAUGGGGAAAGUACGCGAGAACGAUUUUCAUAGAGACGCUCAUGGAGGACUGCAUUCGCCCCGAGGGGUGGGGUGUAAUGAAGUCCGUUGGGGCCACUGACACCACGUUCUUUGCGGAGUACAAUUGCACGGGGCCGGGAUCGGACAGGAGCGCGCGAGUGGCCUGGUCGCGGGUACUCACUCCUGGAGAGGCUGCGUACUUUUCGAAUAGAACGUCGGUCCUGGGAUGACUGAGUACAAUUGCACGGGGCCGGGAUCGGACAGACAAAAUGUAACACCACAGACAAGUCCAGGCUUUUAGAUGGCUUUUGGAGUCUUGGUGGCUAUGGCCCGCCCUCAGCGGCCUCUACUCCUCCGAUUGCUAAACAGCCGUCUUUUUUUUUGGCUAUGUCAAUCAAAGUGGGGUUAGCUGUCACCGAGAGAGCUCUCAAAUCCCUCUCGUGGGGUCUUAACCCAAGUGAGCUACUAUCUAUUAAUUGCUAUCCUUGCCCUUCUCCACGCUCCUCUUCCACUAGAAUCCACUACUUCAAAUUUGCGGUUUUUUUUUGCCCUCUCAGGGGUGAAUGACACCGUCCAAAGGGGAAUGCCCGGAAUGGAGUUUGCCAACAGCAGAGGACACACGAAACGGCCGACAUCAGCGAUCGCCGGCUGCGCAGCCAUGCGAUUCCUUUAUUGAACUCUUCACGGUUUGAUCAAGAUCCACUUCAACUGAUGGAGAGAAGUUAGCUCACUCAGGUGCAUCGUCAGUCAGCCUUUUGCAUGUUUGCUUUCAAUUCUCCGUCGAUUUAUUUGUCUGCGACGCUCCCUAACCUGUCCCUCCUCCUCUCCCCCCCCCCUCUCUCUCUCUUUCUCUCUCUCUCUCUCCCUCGCUCGGUCGCUCGCUCGUACGCGCGCGCGCCCCCCUCCCCCCCUGCUUUUGGUGCCUCUAUCUGUCAAUUUGUCUGUGUGAGAGACUCAAUUCUGUUCGUCUCUGGGUCAUCGGCCAUGUCCCCCCGUCACAAUCUCAUUGUGGAUCUCUCUAAUAAUUGGAGAUAUUAAAUAGUUGUUUAUAUCUGCAGAUUUCUCCGAUAUGAUUUUUUCAUGUCCUUUUCGGCUCGGUAGUAGAGGGGCGUCAAAUAAUCUUCUGUAGCACUUCAUUCGGCGGUCUUGAGCUUUGCCGCAUCUGCUUUCGCGUCAUCGUUUUGUCAUUCUGGCUACUCAAGAGAGGCUCGGCGCGCAGCACGAAGGCCACUCGAACCUUCUUUGACCUCCGGAGUGGGGCGCCAUCGCUCGGGGCGAAUCGGUCGCGCCCUGGUCGCUCGGGCGACCGGUCAACGUCCAGUUUCUCAUCGAUCGCCGCCCGGAAUUCCGAGGCGGCGCCCUCAACUCACGGUACCCGGAUCGAGUUGCUCGGGUCGUUGCCUGCUCGAGAACGUAAUGCUCAAUCUGCUGAUGGCGCUGCCUGUACAGGCUUAUUCAAGGGUGCGCGAGCAGGGUUCCAUUUUUGCGUACGAGUAAAAAUCUGCAAGUUACUUACAAGAGAAGCGUCGACUGGCGACGUAAAUAAAAUUGACAUACUCUGUGCAUAAGCAUGCUCUACAAGCUUGAGGCGGAGCCCGAGAGAGCGGGAGUAGCUUCACAUUGUGGUUGGACAGCGUGAGGCGGAGCCCGAGAGAGCGGGAGUAGCUUCACAUUGUCGUUCAAAUAAGCGGUUGGAAAAAAAAAAGAAAAAAAAAAAGUCCUGCGGCCCAGUGCCUCCCUUUCUCUCGGCGUUUUGCUUUCUUCAUUCAUCUCUGCUUCAGACGCUACGCCAGCUGAGGUUGUCUUCAAGUUGUUAUGAUUGAGAAAGAAAGAUCCGUUAGAUUCGAUUGCUGAGCUGUCUCAGCUUAGGCGUCUGUGAGAGCGGUAGCGUACUUUUACACAAACGCGUCUUCUAUCCCUCUCCUUUUGUGUAUCUCUGUGUCAGACUCUCUCUUUGUGCCUCUCUGUGUCCCUCUUUGUGCCUCUCUGUGUCUCUCUGUGUGUGUGUCUUUGUGUCUCUCUUUGUGUCUCUCUUUGUGUCUUUCUGUGUCUCUCUGUGUCUGGCUCUCUGUGUCUCUCUUUGUGCCUCUCUGUGUGUCUUUCUGUGUCUCUAUGUGUCUGGCUCUCUGUGUCUCUCGGUGCGCUCUUCUUUGUUCUCUCUCUGUGUCUCUCGGUUCGCCUUCCGUUCUCUCUCUCUUUUGUUGUCACUGUGUCUCUCUGUCACUCUGCCCGUCCUUGUUGCUCUGUUUCUCUGUCUCUGUCUCGUGGGUGUGUGCGCUUGCUUUUCGGUGUCCUUGUUAUUUUUCAGCUCCUGCAGAUUUAUGGGAGAGCAAAGAGAGAGAGAGAGAGAGAGAGAGAGAGAGAGAGAGAGAGAGAGAGAGAGAGAGAGAGAGAGAGAGAGAGAGAGAGAUGUUGUCAUAGUUGUACUCUCUCUCAGACUGAUGUCGCCUGCCUGCCUGUUUUGCAGGCUUAUCUUUUAUAUAUUUCUCUAUAAUAAUAUCUGGCUACGCCAAAUUCUUGUGUGCCGUGAAGUUCUACGUAUUUGACAAAUGGUAAUAAGCAAUUAUUUGCCUUUCGGCGAGGCCGGUGCGAAAUGCUUCUGGAGAGAAGGAAGUCGGAGGUGGUGCCAAUUUAGGAAAUUCGGCGAGAAGUCCGACCUCUCGCUUCUGCUACCGUCUCGACGGUGCCAAUUUAGGAAAUUUGGUAGAGAGGCACUAGCUUCAAGGCAUGGUCUGCAACUUGAACACGUGGCAAGUCUCGACGCGCCGAGGAGAGCAGUGACUAGAAAAACAGCCUCGUCGACUUUCGCCUCUAUCCCUCUCUAGGGAGAGAGAUUUGUUACAAAAAAAAAAAGAAAAAAAAAAAAGGGAGAGAGAUCUGUUAUAGAUGACUGAUUUAAUUAUUUGUUUUGUAAUCAAUGGAUUGGAUGGCUGUUCCUCAAUCAUGUCGCAUAAUGCUCUUUACUGAUUCAGAUUCACUUUGCUAUUUGUUACUUCGGUAGUCCUGAAUCAGCAGCAGCUCACCGAGAGCAUCAGCCAUCUAGUAGAAGGUAUAUAAGACUUAGUUGCAUUCAAUCUUGAAUAGUGGUGGCCGUUUCGUUGGUCAAGGUUUUCGGCAAGU
Messenger RNA from Chara braunii, 4021 nucleotides. NCBI's taxonomy places the organism in Eukaryota, Viridiplantae, Streptophyta, Charophyceae, Charales, Characeae. The record is from the annotation of a GenBank genome assembly.